Messenger RNA from Desarmillaria tabescens, 1056 nucleotides. RefSeq lists its product as uncharacterized. Gene Ontology annotation, biological process: box C/D snoRNP assembly. NCBI's taxonomy places the organism in Eukaryota, Fungi, Basidiomycota, Agaricomycetes, Agaricales, Physalacriaceae. Gene Ontology annotation, cellular component: nucleus. The transcript has 3 exons. Bases 1 to 1056 code for a protein of 351 amino acids. The record is from RefSeq and is a predicted model, not a curated record.
AUGGCCAACAACUCGUCCUACAAUAUUGCUGCUGCUAUAAAAUCCAGCCUUUCAGAUACAUACGGCCAGGCUUACUCCAGUCACUAUGCUCAGGCGUACGCGACUACGUCCCAAGGAUACGCUAUCUCUAGCACCUACACUGCAGCUUCUUCGUCUUCCAGAUCUCGUCCGAUGAAUGCAGGGGCCUCAUCUUGGUACCAGGCAGGGAACAGCCGUUGCACAUAUAAAAAUUGCACGUUUACAGGCUCUCAAAAAAGCGUCGAGACUCACAUGAUGGACCGGCACCUAAUCUUCCCUCCUGGAUGGGACAAGCAGAAGAAAACCGACAACUGGGAUGCGGACCCUAGUCUCAAAGGCAAGCCCGUGGCCAUACAAGGAACAACCCUUGUCCUGGAUUCCCCCGAAGUUCUCGACUCAUGGCUUGCAGAGCGUAGGAAACGUUGGCCUAGUGAUAACAGAGUACAAGAGAAGAAGCGGAAGCAAGAGGAGGCUAUAGCGCGAGGCCAGUUGUCCGUCGAGGAGCUCGGCCUCUUUAGCAGAAAACGGCAGAGGACAGUGGGUAAUGAACCUCGGGUACCGAACCGUGGUCGCCAAAGGGGACGUGGUCACGUUAGAGGUACUGCUGAUUCCGGCUGGCGUGGGCGAGGAGGCGCCCACCCUACACCAGCUCAGCCUCCCGCGGAACCUGAUUCCAGCUCCUCGGAUACCGAUAGCAGCGAUAAUGGCGAGCCGGAGGUUUUAUCAUCAAAGGUGACCUCCAGUCCUGUGGUAGAUGAUCCUCCGUCCUUGCCGUCCAAGGUCAUUGCACCAAUAAGUAGACCUCCGCCAAAGAGACCUCUGCAGCCGCCCGUUCCCACCCAGCCAACCCUUUUACGAAACCUUCUUCUUCCUGAGAUACGCGUGACUGUCUCCAAUCUUUCCCAAGCUAUCCGGUUUCUGGUUCAGAAUGAUUUCCUCCGAAAUGUUGAACUGAAGCCAGGAGAGGCGGAUGAAAAGAUGAUCCAAGUCAUUGGUACCAAUGAAGUGCAGCCGCAAGAGCAGUUAUCAAGGGAGUAA